Plectropomus leopardus (leopard coralgrouper) is the source of this 1061-nucleotide messenger RNA. RefSeq names its product GIPC PDZ domain containing family, member 3 (gene gipc3). NCBI's taxonomy places the organism in Eukaryota, Metazoa, Chordata, Actinopteri, Perciformes, Serranidae. The record is from RefSeq and is a predicted model, not a curated record. Gene Ontology annotation, molecular function: protein binding.
CUUUGCCAGAGCAGUGCACCAUCAGGGCUCCCACAGGAGCACCAAAACUGAACUGGGGCCUGAUGCAGAACGGGGAGGCUAUGAGCCCGCAGGACACCAAGGCAGCAGGGGCCGAGGCCAUUGAGGAGCAGAAGGCCCAGAGCCAGAAUCAGGGGUGUAUGGAGCCCACAGCGCCUCCUCUUCCUCCUCCCUCACCACCACCACUGGGGCCACCAGAAUACCCGAGGCCGAGGCUCAUCUUCCAUACCCAGCUGGCUCACGGGAGUCCCACGGGCCGCAUCCAUGGAUUUACCAAUGUCAAGGAGCUGUACGCCAAGAUUGCUGAAGUGUUCAACAUCUCCCCCUCAGAGAUCCUGUUUUGCACCCUCAACUCCCAUAAAGUGGACAUGCAAAAGCUACUUGGGGGACAGAUCGGACUGGAAGACUUCAUCUUUGCUCAUGUUAGGGGAGAAACCAAGGAGGUGGAGGUGACAAAGACAGAGGAUGCAUUGGGCCUCACUAUCACAGACAAUGGCGCUGGUUAUGCCUUCAUCAAGAGGAUAAAAGAAGGCAGCACCAUAGACCGGCUGAAGACAGUAUGUGUUGGCGACCACAUUGAGGCUAUCAAUGACCAGAGCAUUGUAGGCUGUCGACACUACGAGGUGGCUAAGAUGCUAAAAGAGCAACCUAGAGGCAUACCCUUCACUCUCCGCCUGGUGGGGCCCAAGAAGGCCUUUGAUAUGAUUGGGAUGAGGACCAGAGCACCAAAAUCUAAUGAGGGCAAGAUGGUGAAUGGCAGGGAGACGCUGCGUCUUCGCUCCAAGGGUGCUGCUACAGUUCAGGAAGUGCAGAAUGAGUUUGAAGAACGAGCCACUAAGAAAGUGGAUGACCUGCUGGAGAGCUACAUGGGUAUCAGAGAUCUGGAGCUGGCAACCACCAUUGUGGAAGCAGGCAAAGACAAGAAGAACCCAGAUGACUUUGCAGAGGCCUUGGACUCAGUUCUGGGAGAUUUUGCUUUCCCUGAUGUGUUUUUGUUUGAUGUAUGGGGAGCUAUUGGAGAUGUCAAGAAUGGUAGAAUGUAG